Molecule: messenger RNA, 1543 nt
Organism: Hippocampus zosterae (dwarf seahorse)
Lineage: Eukaryota; Metazoa; Chordata; Actinopteri; Syngnathiformes; Syngnathidae
Gene: ascl1b
Product: achaete-scute family bHLH transcription factor 1b
Exons: 1
Coding region: 349-924 (191 amino acids)
Biological process (GO): regulation of transcription by RNA polymerase II; developmental process
Molecular function (GO): DNA-binding transcription factor activity, RNA polymerase II-specific; protein dimerization activity; RNA polymerase II transcription regulatory region sequence-specific DNA binding
Source: RefSeq, a predicted model, not a curated record
UGAGGUCAGCGCGUGCUCGGGGCCCAGUGAAAGCUCAGAUUGUUUAUUGAGCUCCCGGAGCCACGCGCCUGGCCCGAGGGAGCCGGCCCGCGGAAGAAUCACACAGCGGGGGCGGGGCCUCGCCACGGAGCGUGCGGGGAGGGGGUGGGUGCUUGGGUGGAGUGUGCGUCAGGGCGCGUGUUGAAAAAGAGGAGUGCUGCCAAAGUUUGGGUCACAUAGGCUGGUGAAGAACAGCAGUCAAGAGAGAUUUGAACCACAGUCGACCACCGCACGCCCCCCCCCUCUGUCCCCACACGAAGGACCCGAGAGCCAAGCGUCACCGCAUCCAUCACGGGAGCUGUCACAGACAUGGCAACCAUCACCACCACGCAGACCGCCUUCGCCUUCGCGCUCACUGAGAGACGCUCCGGCUUGAGCGUGCACGCUCCGGCGCAGGAUUGCUCGCUCCCGACCGCGCGCGAGCAGAACCGAAGCAGCAAGGUGCUGAAGAGACAGCGCUCCAACUCACCCGAGCUGCUCCGCUGCAAGCGUCGCCUGAGUUUCAACGGCCUGGGCUACUCCAUCCCUCAGCAGCAGCCCGUGGCUGUGGCCCGGCGGAACGAACGGGAGAGGAACCGGGUCAAGCAGGUCAACAUGGGUUUCCAGACGCUUCGCCAGCACGUGCCCAACGGGGCCGCCAACAAGAAGAUGAGCAAAGUGGAGACUCUGCGCUCAGCGGUGGAGUACAUCCGAGCUUUGCAGCAGCUUUUAGACGAGCACGACGCGGUGUCGGCGGCGUUUCAGUGCGGACUGCCCUCGCCCACGCUUUCCAACACCUACUCGGCCGACCCGGAGUCGCCCCACUCCACGUACUCGUCCGAUGAGCCUCUGAGCUCCGAGGAGCAGGAGUUGUUGGACUUCACCACCUGGUUCGACCGAUAUUGACGCAGCGCCACUCGGCGGCGCCCGUGCGUAAAAGCGAGCCGGUGCAUCAGCCCGCACCGGAGACGCGGCAGUUUCGAAGAGUGUUGUGACCGCCCGCCCUCACCUGACUCUGCGAGCAAAGCAGCCAAGCAAUAAUGACAGCCUUUGAGGGAGUGAAGGAGCGAAGGGGAUGGACUGUGUCAUGUUGACGCGCUGAAGUAAAUACUGUUGAAUAAGUGCAAUUAGGCGAGGCUCAGACACACACACGCACACGCGUACACACACGUACAAACUCACAUCCAGCCACAACCGUCCUCAAAUGACUUAAGAUGGACAAACAUGUACAUUUCUUUCUUGUCAUUCAUUGUAACACGAAGACCUAUUUUUGUACACUGAAAAUUGUGAAUGACUGAUGGGCUGAAAUUUUAUCAGCAAUGUCAAGGCUACUACUACCUGGGACGAAUUGCAGUUCAUUUGCCUUUUUUAUAUCAAUCGAUCUAAAAAUAGGAGGCGAUAAGGAGAUCUCUUUUGAUGUAUGCACUUGUUCUCCUCUUCGUGUAGCCUCCAAAUGUACAUAUUUGAUUUUAACAGAUAUAUUUGUGUAAAACGAGUUUUAUAAAUAAAUAAUCUAUUUAUAUUA